CUGUUUUCCAUUCUUUGUGAUGGAUGGUCAAACACCCCGUCAAAAUAACAUCGGCCGUCAAAUGAAGCAGUAAUCUCGGCUUUUUGCUAAAAUUGAGUCAUUUUCGGUGAUUGUUGUAUUCUACACAGGAGCGUGAUAAAACUAAUUUCCAGCUGGAGCUAUGCAGUGAAACAGGCCAGAAAAAAGGCAUUACCCAAACAGUCAACGUUGCAUUCCCUUCUGAGAGUUAUGACUCAGAGUCUCAAGGACACAAUGAAGUCUGGAUUGAUAUAUUUUCUACUAAUUUGUGGAUUCCUGUUCACCACUUUCUAUAAUGUUGCAUCGGACGUCCAACUUCCAGCUGGUGAUGGAAAUAGCGUAGCGUCAGUAAGUAAUCCAUUGACGAAGGAAACAGAUGUUAAUCUUACGACUGUCAUUCCGAACGAUGACCACCAGCAGCAGCAGCCGAAAAAAGAGGAUCCGGUGAAAGAACUUCCGAGAAAUGCCACCACAACCAUGUCCCCGGAAAAGAAUGCCGUCGAACAGGAGCAUUACAGCUCGAUGUCGAUAUUUUUCGUGCUAUGUGUGAUUGCUCUUGGGAUCCUCCUGAUUCACAUGAUGCUGCAGACCGGAUUUCAGUAUCUACCGGAAAGUAUAGUGGUGGUAUUCCUCGGGGCCUUGAUCGGGCUUAUUUUGAACAAUUCUUCGGUGAAAAAUGUGGCCAACUGGGAGCGAGAGGAGGUUUUCUCGCCGACGGCAUUCUUCUUGGUUUUGUUGCCACCGAUUAUUUUCGAGUCCGGAUAUAAUCUUCACAAGGGUAACUUUUUCCAGAACAUUGGAUCGAUUCUGGUGUUUGCAAUAAUUGGAACGACCAUCUCUGCGCUGGUUAUCGGGUCCGGCGUGUAUCUGCUGGGUUUAGCGGAAGUUGCAUAUAGACUAAAUUUCGUGGAAUCGUUUGCCUUUGGCUCGUUGAUUUCAGCCGUCGAUCCUGUGGCCACUGUUGCUAUAUUUCAUGCGCUAGACGUGGAUCCAAUACUAAACAUGUUAGUAUUUGGAGAGAGUAUUUUGAACGAUGCCAUUUCGAUUGUGCUGACGACAACGGUGAUGCCAAUGGUUUCCGGGUCAGGCAGUGAAGGAACCGGUGAAUCGAUCUUUUCGGCUCUGAAUACAUUCUGCUUAAUGUUCUUCGCCUCGGCUGGAAUUGGGGUGGUGUUUGCUCUGAUGGGGGCUCUUUUACUCAAACACGUGGAUUUGCGGAAACACCCUUCUCUGGAAUUCGGUUUCAUGCUGGUUUUCACUUACGCGCCAUAUGUGCUUGCUGAAGGCAUUCAUUUAUCAGGCAUAAUGGCAAUCCUGUUUUGUGGCAUCGUGAUGUCCCAUUACACGCAUUUUAAUUUGUCCACGGUGACGCAAAUUACGAUGCAGCAAACGAUGCGAACGUUGGCCUUCAUAGCAGAAACGUGUGUAUUCGCUUACCUCGGACUUGCCAUAUUUUCCUUCAAGCAUCGCUGCGAGCUCUCCUUCGUCAUCUGGGCAAUCAUUCUCUGUUUGAUUGGCCGAGCGUGCAAUAUUUUCCCGCUGGCCUGGAUGGUCAAUCGAUUCCGAGAGCACAAAAUCACCAACAAGAUGGCUUUCAUAAUGUGGUUCUCUGGCCUGCGGGGAGCAAUUUCCUAUGCGCUUUCGUUGCACUUGCAGUUCUCCACUGAGGAAACAAGACAUGUGGUAAUCACUACCACGCUGAUAAUCGUUCUGUUUACGACACUGUUCUUCGGUGGGUCCACCAUGCCGCUGAUGAAAUAUCUUUCCGGAGGAAAGAAAAACAGAAAGAGUGUCCGCAGUAGCCGAGUGGGCAGGAAGAAGAAAGAGAAGGUGCUGUCGCUAAGUAAGACACGUGAGUGGGGCCAAGCGAUAGAUUCGGAGCACCUUUCUGAACUGACCGAAGAAGAGGAAGUAAGCUUCACCCAGUCCAAAUUAGUGGGAUUCGCUCGCCUGGACAGAAAAUACUUCACACCUUUCUUCACCAGGCGGUUUACCCAUCAGGAACUGCACGACUGCAAGAGCCAGAUGGCCGACCUGACGAACAAGUGGUACCAGGCGAUUCGAAUAUCGCCGGAUGAGGUGGAAGAAGAGGAUGAUGAGGACGAAGACGUGGUGUCGAUUGCCGCAUCCGAUAGAUCGACCAACAUUCUUGUCGACGGAGGUCGCUCUACGCGGAGCGGAGGAAGCAAGCAGGGCAACGCUACGACGGCAUCUGUGGGCGGCCCGAGCCGGACAAAAUCCUGAUUGCGACAGCAACAGGAGGACGAUAGUUCACUGUACAACACUUCGCUGGACGUUGGGUCGGAAAUAUUUCUGUGAGCUAUUCCCGGUUUGUAGUUGGUGUGUUGAGGGUAUGUAUUUAUAUAUUUAUUGAGGAAUGAGGAAACCAAAGCCAAGUCUAAAGCAGAACGAUUUCGAGAAAUUGUGAUGUGAUUGUGUAAAGAAUUAUUUGUCGGAUGGUAGAAAAGAAAUGGCUAGAUAACCAUAAUGAAUUUUAAAAUUUAAUAGUUCAUGAGUAGUGGAUGUCGUUUUGUAUAUCUUGUAGUUAUAAUAUUAUAAUAAAUGACGAUAGCACUGAAGAGCUGAUGGCAAGUGAUACGUAGUAAACCAAACUAGUCGAAAGAUAAAUAAUGAAACUACAGUUUUAAAGCUAUACACUCCACUAUAAACAUGGUUUUUCAAAUACCUACUUGCACUAGCAGAUUCAAUAUAGAUUAACCCAGAUCCUCGUCCUAAUGUAUGUAUCUAUCGAUGGCAAUGUUCGUUCUUGCACAAAUUAUUACAGGAUAAUCUAAUGGUGAUUUUUUUAUAGAUAUACCUUGCAUUCUUUAUAGUAGAUUAUUUGACAAAAUAUUUUCACUCACCGAUGUGAGUCUUCUAUUAAUUCUACAAUUCCUUUGAUGAGUUAUGUUUGAUCGUUGUUGUAAUAUAUUUAAAGUAUUAAGAUGAA
Messenger RNA from Armigeres subalbatus, 2968 nucleotides. RefSeq names its product sodium/hydrogen exchanger 8 (gene Nhe1). The transcript has 3 exons. Gene Ontology annotation, cellular component: membrane. Lineage: Eukaryota; Metazoa; Arthropoda; Insecta; Diptera; Culicidae. Gene Ontology annotation, molecular function: potassium:proton antiporter activity; sodium:proton antiporter activity. The record is from RefSeq and is a predicted model, not a curated record. Bases 229 to 2262 code for a protein of 677 amino acids. Gene Ontology annotation, biological process: sodium ion transport; proton transmembrane transport; regulation of intracellular pH.